This is a messenger RNA of Oncorhynchus gorbuscha (pink salmon), 3006 nucleotides long. RefSeq names its product protein Tob1-like. The transcript is spliced from 3 exons. Bases 852 to 2072 code for a protein of 406 amino acids. Gene Ontology annotation, biological process: regulation of gene expression. The record is from RefSeq and is a predicted model, not a curated record. Gene Ontology annotation, molecular function: transcription corepressor activity. Gene Ontology annotation, cellular component: nucleus; cytoplasm. NCBI's taxonomy places the organism in Eukaryota, Metazoa, Chordata, Actinopteri, Salmoniformes, Salmonidae.
ACGAGAGAAUCCGAACUUUAAAGCGCAGUUGUAAAAAUAAAAUAAUAAACUUUCAGACGAAAUAGAAAUUGUCACCCGCAUAACAUAACCGGAAUAAUAUAUAGUCAUACAGCAGCAGGACAAUUUUGUUCAACAAGGAAUUAGCUAACCGUCUCCAUUUAGUUGUCAAAUAGGUUUUUUAGUUAACGUUAUUUUUGUUCGCUACAGUAGCUAACUGUCGUUAAGUCAUUCGUCGUCGAAGCAGUGCAACGACCUACUGUGAAUUUCCAUGUAACUGUAACGUUGGCUACUUACAUCCGGUGGUGAUUCACGGACACGGUUUCUUCUGUUACCUUCACUAAGACCACGUGAUUCUGUCAUCUCAUCAUAUCAAAUGAAUUAGGGACGUGUUUGUGUCAUCGCGCAAGAAAUAUUCUAUACCAGGUGAGGUUACAAUGUCUCGGAUCAUUGGCUAAUUACAUUGUUACUUUAAUUGUGUUAAAAACGCGCUGAGCCACCACUGUCCAGAGGUCAACUAUGAUUUUAUCUGUCACAAAUACUAGAAGACUGCCAGGGAUCUGAGUCCGUAUGUUUAGGCCUUACUUAUAGCUAGUGAUAUUGUACACCCUGUCUGGUGGACACGGCAAUGCAAUGCACUGUACUGGGAAGGGAAUGGCAGAGCACAUUUAGUACUCUACUGUAAAUGCAAUCAGGUUUAUGAAGCCAACAUCUUUACAACGGCUUAGGAACCUUAUCCUGUGGACGGAAGGAUAUCGUUUCAGCAACUACCACUUACUCUGUCCCUCUGUUUGGCCCAAACUGCUUAUCACUGCAACGCUCAGGAAUACCCACGUCAUAACCGGGAAGCAGCUAUGCAGCUUGAAAUCCAAGUAGCACUUAACUUUAUUAUUUCCUACUUGUACAACAAACUCCCCAGACGGCGUGUGAACAUCUUCGGGGAGGAGCUCGAGAGGCAGCUGAAGAAGAAGUACGAUGGCCACUGGUACACGGAUAAGCCAUACAAGGGCUCUGGGUACAGGUGCCUCCACGUAGGGGAGAAGGUGGACCCUGUGGUGGAGCAGGCAGCCAAGGAGAGCGGCCUGGACUUGGACGAUGUCCGGGAUAAUCUCCCUCAGGACCUAAGUGUGUGGAUUGACCCCUUCGAGGUGUCCUACCAGCUUGGCGAGAAGGGGCCGGUCAAGGUGCUGUAUGUGGAUGAUAACAAUGAGAACAACGGGUCCGAGUUGGACAAGGAGAUCAAGAACAGCUUCAACCCAGAGGCCCAGGUCUUCAUGCCCAUCAGUGACUCUAUUGGGACCUCUUCUGAGUCCAGCUCUCCUUCACCCCCUUUCGGGCAAUCUGCGGCCAUUAGCCCCUCGUUCAUGCCGCGCUCCACCUAUCCAAUAACCUUUACCACCGCCACCUUUGCCGCCACCAAGUUUGGCUCCACCAAGAUGAAGAUCUCCGGCCGCAACAACAACAAUGGUAACGGCAACAAGGUGGCCCGCACCUCCCCAACCAAUGACCUGGGGCUGAAUGUGAACACCCUAAUGAAGCAGAAAGCCGUUUCCACCUCUAUGUACUCUCUGUACGGCCUGGGCCAGCAGCAGAAUUCCUCUGCACUCUCUCCUAAUGCUAAGGAGUUUGUGUUCCCCAGCCUCCAGGGUCAGGGGAGCUCCGGUGGCGUGUUCCCCAGCCUCCAGGGUCAGGGGAGCUCCGGUGGCGUGUUCCCCAGCCUCCAGGGUCAGGGGAGCUCCGGUGGCGUGUUCCCCAGCCUCCAGGGUCAGGGGAGCUCCGGUGGCGUGUUCCCCAGCCUCCAGGGUCAGGGGAGCUCCGGUGGCGUGUUCCCCAGCCUCCAGGGUCAGGGGAGCUCCGGUGGCGUGUUCCCCAGCCUCCAGGGUCAGGGGAGCUCCGGUGGCGUGUUCCCCAGCGAGGGCUCUCUCAGCCUCAGCCCGCUGCAGUACAACGAUGCCUUUGACGUGUUUGCAGCCUACGGAGAUCUCAACGACAAGACCCUCAAUGAUGGGCUGAACUUCAACCUCAGCAACAUGCAGUAUUCCAAGCAGCAAUUCCAGUCGGUCAUGGCUAACUAAACCUGACACUAGGACUUGAACAUGUUAUUCCUUAAUGACGACGGUAGCUUGAAGGGAAGCAUUACGAAGAACUGGACUUUCAAGGAACCUCUUGAGGAGCUUUCUAUCUAGUUAGGGAAGCAGCAUGUGUCCACGGGUGCUUUUUCUCUGCCCCAUUGAAUUUUUUUUAUUUUUUUACUAAAGGUUUGUUGUACGAACACGAACACGUCCAAGCUUGAUUACUUAAAUUCAACAUGCAUAGUUGUUUUUUUUGUCAACCGAGCACAAAAUAUAUUUUUGUACUAUGUUUGAAAUACAAAAAAAAUACUCCAUUAACAUGGAUAAUUUUUUUUUUUUAAAUGUUUCUGUCCUCUUAGUGUUUUACAUGUGUUAGGACAUGGCAGAUUUGUAUGACUUUGCACUAAAUGGGGUUACUUGGUCUUUUUCUACUUGUAUAAUUUAAUUUAGUACAGAGUUUAAGAUAUCAGAGUAUAUAUUGUUUCUUUGACAUGGCAGUGCAUCGAUCUUUUUACUACUCCAGUGAUUGCUGCAGCAGCUUGUCAUUGUGUUUUUAUGAGUAGUAUUUUUUUAUUUUUAGGUAAAGAAUUGUCUUUAAAAUCCAUCACGUAUUCUAAAGAUUGCGAACAGUUUUCCUUUGUGGUGGCAUUUCAUGUACAACAAUAGUUGUAUUUUCUCUUAAGAGUUGGAAGAUUUUGCUAUAUUAUGUACAAAAAUGUAAAUGGUAUACAUUUUAAUUUUGUACCUACAUUGUGUAAUACUUGAUUUAAAAAAAAUCCGGGAUAACAAAGUAUUUUUUGUCCGUGUCUUAGAUGUCAAGAGGGACUGGAAUAGUUUAUUGUUUUGUAUUAAAAAUGCUUAAAUUAUGUUUCUCUUUUUACAUUUAAAAAAAAUAUUUGCACCCUGGUCUUUUUAAUAAAUUAAACUACAGUCAAAA